AUGUCUGAACUCGACGCCCGUGAAGCUGCCUUGGUUCUCCGUGAGGAGGCAGUCGUCAUUCGAGAAGCCCAACUCGCCGCUGGUGAGGCUGCAUUUGCCAGCAAAGAGGAAACACAUACGGGUCCGGAAGCUGAAGCUCAAGACUUUUUUUCCAAAAUCGAAGACGAAGGUGAGGCUCAAUCACAACUCCAACAAGUGCCAGAGCUUGUUUCGGAGGGGAGAGGUGAAGUGGCUGUCCUCGAAUUAAUGGGAGAGCAGGCAGCGGAGGUGGAUAAAGCAAAAGAUGACUUGAAGACUGAGGAGUUUCACCCUACUCAAGAUCCUGAGUAUGUUGCAGAUUCGCAGGCAGGAGCUAGUGGGGGCGUGAAUGGAGAUUCAACCGAGGAAGGAGUGAAAGUCAAGGUUGAGGAUAAGGAAGUGGCGUCCCAGGAGUUGACACCCGAUCAUACGCUAGAGGGAGAACACAAAAUAGUUGAUGCAUCACCAAAGGCUCAAGCGGAACCAUCAAAAGUAAUUCCAGAGUCUGGCGAAGAAACACCGUCUACCAAGGCACUAACACAAGCUUUGCCAGAGGAUAUCCAUCCAACUAGGGGAACAAAACAAACCGUCCAGCCUCACGAAACCAAAGAUAUCCAAGCACUCAAGUCAGAGGUUCCUCCUCGGGACGAGCCGACAGAUACCCCCGAAAAGGACCCUUCGUCGGCGCCAAUCGAUGAACCUACCUUGACGGGAGAGAAAAUGGACAUUCAUGAACCAAACGUGGAAUCCGCUUCUAUCAGUAGGGUUGAAACCACAGCUCCUGUACUACAGGAUACUACCCCUGACACUGGAGUGGAAUCUACUGAAGAACAAGCGGAGAGAUUCUUAGCAGAGAGGUCUGCAUCUGAACCUGAAAGCAGCAUCAAGGGAGGGCUUCCUAGUCCUACUCCAGCGGAGAAAAGCUUGCUUCCUGAAGCUCAAUCUGGGAAUACCAUGGAGGGUGGAAAACCCACCCCCGCUUCAGCUUCAACUCGUUUAGACGAGUCUAAAGUGGGUGAAGGUGAAAACACCAUAGUUCCUCACGAGGGCCCGGCAUCGACCCAAGAUGAAGAUGUUUCCGACACCAACCCCAAUGCAUCUACUUCAACUGACGAGACCGAACAUCUAGCAAUGCCAAUUGAACGUAAAGUUGAUGAGCCAGUCGAGAAGGCCGAAGCGACUCAGGACGAGGUUUCUAACACUGUUAAGAAAGUGACAUUUGAGGCUGAGGAUGCAUCACCAGACCUUGCCAAAGAAGUUCAGAAUCCUCUUGAGGAAGGAAAUUUUGCUGUAAAUAGGGGAUUGCCUGUGCAAGGUCAAUCGGUGUAA
Hymenoscyphus albidus is the source of this 1347-nucleotide messenger RNA. The record is from the annotation of a GenBank genome assembly. NCBI's taxonomy places the organism in Eukaryota, Fungi, Ascomycota, Leotiomycetes, Helotiales, Helotiaceae.